AUGGCUUUACUUAAUCAUAGAAGCACUCCGAAUAAAACUGGUACUAGCCCAUCACAGGCAUUCUUCAACAGAAGAAUUAGAACCUUGCUGCCUAUAGCUAAAAGCCUGUUGAAACCUCAAAAACCUCAGAAAGGAAACAGGUAUCAGAUACCUCAGAAAGAAAACAGGUAUCAGAUACCUCAGAAAGAAAACAGGUAUCAGAUACCUCAGAAAGAAAACAGGUACCAGAUACCUCAGAAAGAAAACAGGUUUCAGAUACCUCAGAAAGAAAACAGGUAUCAGAUACCUCAGAAAGGAAACAGGUAUCAGAUACCUCAGAAAGAAAACAGGUAUCAGAUACCUCAGAAAGAAAACAGGUAUCAGAUACCUCAGAAAGAAAACAGGUACCAGAUACCUCAGAAAGGAAACAGGUAUCAGAUACCUCAGAAAGGAAACAGGUAUCAGAUACCUCAGAAAGGAAACAGGUAUCAGAUACCUCAGAAAGGAAACAGGUAUCAGAUACCUCAGAAAGAAAACAGGUAUCAGAUACCUCAGAAAGGAAACAUGUAUCAGAUACCUCAGAAAGGAAACAGGUAUCAGAUACCUCAGAAAGGAAACAGGUAUCAGAAUACUCAGAAAGAAAACAGGUAUCAAAUACCUCAGAAAGGAAACAGGUAUCAGAUACCUCAGAAAGGAAACAGGUAUCAGAUACCUCAGAAAGGAAACAGGUAUCAGAUACCUCAGAAAGGAAACAGGUAUCAGAAACCUCAGAAAGGAAACAGGUAUCAGAUACCUCAGAAAGGAAACAGGUAUCAGAUACCUCAGAAAGGAAACAGGUAUCAGAUAUCUCAGAAAGGAAACAGGUAUCAGAUACCUCAGAAAGGAAACAGGUAUCAGGUACCUCUGAAAGGAAACAGGUACCAGAUACCUCAGAAAGAAAACAGGUACCAGACACCUCAGAAAGAAAACAGGUACCAGAUACCUCAGAAAGAAAACAUGUAUCAGAUACCUCAGAAAGGAAACAGGUAUCAGAUACCUCAGAAAGAAAACAGGUAUCAGAUACCUCAGAAAGAUAACAGGUAUCAGAUACCUCAGAAAGAAAACAGGUAUCAGAUACCUCAGAAAGGAAACAGGUAUCAGAUACCUCAGAAAGAAAACAGGUAUCAGAUACCUCAGAAAGAAAACAGGUACCAGAUACCUCAGAAAGAAAACAGGUAUCAGAUACCUCAGAAAGAAAACAGGUAUCAGAUACCUCAGAAAGAAAACAGGUAUCAGAAACCUCAGAAAGAAAACAGCCCACACACCGAUGUCACUGUCAUCCACAGAGGCUCUGUUUAUGACACUAGGGAUGUCACGAGCGUCCAACGUUUUGAUUGA
Biomphalaria glabrata is the source of this 1356-nucleotide messenger RNA. RefSeq names its product alpha-protein kinase 1-like. The transcript has 3 exons. The record is from RefSeq and is a predicted model, not a curated record. Lineage: Eukaryota; Metazoa; Mollusca; Gastropoda; Planorbidae. The coding region runs from base 1 to 1356 and encodes 451 amino acids.